CACUGCUGUCAUUAUGUGUUGACCAAGUAGCGCAAUCAGACACGUUUCGAAUUUACGCCAACGUCUUAUCAAUUGGUGGCUAAACAAGCGGGUUUAGAAUUUAAGACAAGUAGCGUCAUAACGAGUGGUCUGUAAUAGCAGUUCAGAACAGAAAAAAUGGUCCUCGAUUUAGAUCUGUUCCGCGCCGACAAGGGUCAUGAUCCGGCCAAAGUUCGAGCGAACCAGGAGCGUCGCUUUAAGGACGUUGCCUUGGUGGAAACGGUGAUCGAACAGGAUGGGGAGUGGCGCAAGCUUCGGUUCAAUGCGGAUAAUUUCAAUAAGUUGAAAAAUCUCUGCAGCAAAGAGAUUGGUGAGAAAAUGAAGAAAAAAGAGCCGCAAGGAGCUGAGGACGAACCGGUGCCGGAAGCCGUCGGAAACGAUUUGUUGUCAUUGAAGAGCGAGGAUCUGAAAAAACUGACCAUCAAUCAGAUUAAAAAUGUGCGUGGGUUAAUCGACAAAGCUGUAAUAGAUAAUGAGAAUAUGCUUUGCGAGGCAGAAACGAAAAGGAACAUGGCACUGAGAGAAGUGGGCAAUCAUCUGCACGAAAGUGUGCCCGUCAGCAACGAUGAGGACGAAAAUAAGGUCGAGAGAACGUACGGUGAUUGUGAGAAGAGGUUGAAAUAUUCGCAUGUUGAUCUGAUCGUCAUGAUUGACGGAAUGAACGGAGAGAAAGGUGCUGUAGUUUCAGGCGGAAGGGGAUAUUUUUUAACGGGUCCUGCUGUAUUCUUGGAACAAGCUCUGAUUCAGCAUGCUUUGCAUACCUUAUACGCAAAGGACUAUACACCGCUUUAUACUCCAUUUUUUAUGCGUAAGGAAGUUAUGCAGGAGGUAGCCCAGCUUUCGCAGUUCGACGAGGAACUUUAUAAAGUCGUCGGAAAAGGUAGUGAGAAGGUGGAAGAAGGAAGUGCUGAUGAGAAGUAUCUGAUCGCAACAUCUGAGCAACCUAUCGCUGCCUAUCACCGAGACGAGUGGAUCCCAGAAGCCUCGUUGCCAAUAAAAUAUGCUGGAUUGUCAACCUGUUUCCGGCAGGAGGUCGGUUCCCAUGGCCGCGAUACUCGUGGUAUCUUCCGAGUGCAUCAGUUCGAGAAGGUUGAACAGUUUGUGCUAACUUCCCCACAUGACAAUAAAUCUUGGGAGAUGAUGGACGAAAUGAUCGGUAACGCGGAGCAGUUUUGCCAGUCGCUGGGCAUACCGUAUCGCAUCGUGAAUAUCGUGUCCGGAGCACUGAAUCAUGCUGCCUCAAAAAAGCUCGAUUUGGAAGCUUGGUUCUCUGGUUCCGGUGCAUAUAGGGAGCUGGUUUCCUGCAGCAACUGUCUGGAUUAUCAAGCGAGGAGGCUACUGGUUCGCUACGGACAGACCAAGAAAAUGAACGCCUCGGUCGAUUACGUGCAUAUGCUGAACGCAACGAUGUGCGCAACUACGCGGGUGAUUUGCGCAAUACUCGAAACGCAUCAAACCGAAACGGGUGUCAAGGUUCCGGAACCAUUGAAGAAGUAUAUGCCGGAAAAGUACCGCGAAGAGAUUCCUUUCGUGAAGCCAGCACCCAUCGAGGUAGAAGUUGCCGCCCAAGUUAAAAAGGAUAAGAAAGGCAAAAAGGAAGGUCCGGCUGCAUAAGCUCCUAAAGAUGAGGAAAGCGUUACCAAUGUUGGAUGAGAGAAUCUUUAUCCUAUGUGCAUUUAUACGGUAGAAAAUGAAAUUUCAGCAGCUUGCUAUAAUUCAGAAUUAUUGCAGAUCUAAGAAUUAGUAAAGUAUGCAGAACAAAAUUGAUUGAUUAAAUACCCUUUCUAGGGGAGGACUUGGUGGUAAUCACCUAACGCGUUUUUUGGUCUACCGGAUAUGCGAGUAGUAAUUGGUAUGCUGAUAUCUGGACAACUUAUUUUAUGAAGCGUGAUUUAAGUUUAGUUCCUUCAUGUAUUUUCCACCCUUUAAAUUAUUUAAAUUUGUUCUUCAAAUUCGAAUAAAAUCAAGCUUGAAGCAUUAAA
Molecule: messenger RNA, 2021 nt
Organism: Topomyia yanbarensis
Lineage: Eukaryota; Metazoa; Arthropoda; Insecta; Diptera; Culicidae
Gene: SerRS
Product: serine--tRNA ligase, cytoplasmic
Exons: 4
Coding region: 157-1653 (498 amino acids)
Biological process (GO): seryl-tRNA aminoacylation
Cellular component (GO): cytosol
Molecular function (GO): ATP binding; serine-tRNA ligase activity; tRNA binding
Source: RefSeq, a predicted model, not a curated record